This is a messenger RNA of [Torrubiella] hemipterigena, 1544 nucleotides long. Lineage: Eukaryota; Fungi; Ascomycota; Sordariomycetes; Hypocreales; Clavicipitaceae. The record is from the annotation of a GenBank genome assembly.
AACCAGAUGAACAAUACUGGGAUAUCGUACUUUUACAGCUUUGCUUCUUCUACCGAUUUUGUAUAAUUCAUCGACACUGUCUCCAUUCAUCAUAAGACUACAGCCACAUUUUGUGCCCCCCACACUUCAACCUUGAACCCCCGCAGCGUGAUCGGAAAACGGAAGACCAACACCGAAACCACGUGGACCGUUAAUAUACACUUUCCCACUCGCUGCCAUUUUCUCGAAUUUAUAAUUGGCUUCGUGUCUCAAUUCUCUUUCCGUCAUUUAUAUUCUCUUCUUCAACGCAUACGAACUGUUCAAGUGCUAGCAUUUAAACACGAUGAGUGGCGAGCAUACAGCGUUUUUCUACGGCACACUGAUGGCCCCUGAGGUCUUCUAUACCGUUUGCUAUGGUGUAACCAACCCGCCGCAGGCAAUCAAGGACUUGCAUACCUUCACCCCUGCUACCCUCUAUGAGCACUGCCGUCAUCGAGUCAAGUAUGCGGACUACCCUGCCGUAGUAGCAGAAGCGGGCAAAUCCGUUCUUGGUAUCUAUGCUACCGGCCUCACCGACGCCAACAUGCAAAAGCUGGAUGAGUUUGAAGGCUCGGAAUAUGAACGCUUGCCCGCGCAAGUCACUUUGGCAUCUGAUGACAAUAGCACUAGCGCAGCAGCUGAGGUUCGCGAUACUUCAGUAUACAUUUUCUUAAAUCAUAAGGAUCUGGAGAAGAGAGAGUGGGAUUACCAGGAGUUUAGAGAGCAAAGACUGAAGCUCUGGACUCGCAAUGAGUUAACUUUCAACGACCGGGAAAAUGUCGCAGUCUCAGCUUAACUGAUAGGAGCAAUAUCAGCGCCGCAUGAACUGGUCUGCAGGAUGCUAGACACUCUACACAACGUUUAGUCGUGAUACUACGGUUCAGUACUCACGCCUCUGUAACCAACAAAUGCCAAAAAGCAAUUGCGCAAAUAAUAACAACAAAUAUAUUAUUCACGUUACGACAAAUAUUUUAGUACAAAAACCUUUGCAGCUGUGUUGGAUCAUGAUGCGUCAAACGCAUGUAGGGUAAUGGGGUUGGUCAAACGCCGCUAUUGGCAGAAGCGUGGUCCGCCUGUAGAUGUGUUGAAAAAUCUGGCCGAAUAAUUCGCUUCGCUACAAAUCCACUAGAGUAUUUUCCAAGGUCGGUACACGUCUGCCUAAGGCCAAAGAAUAAGGGUUGGCCUCUCAAAGUCACGACAAAGUCUGAAUCACGGCGUUUCAGCGCCAACAUAGACACGGCUCUGAGACUGUCUGUCACUGGGAGACAGACACUAGACUCAGGCCAGCUACAUGUCGCAAGACCAUCUCUACAGAAGACGGGACACAACGGCAGUUGCUUGAAGCAGAGUAUAGUGUUAUUUAUGGUAAAAAGUCACGCUACUCCGCAAAUAACAUGGGGAUUCAUAGAUCGCCAAGACAGAGUGAGAUAUCGGACUUUUAUUUCUUUGUCAAUCUCCCAUGGUGCUGGGAAUCUACAAAAAAUGUCAGUUGGCGGGUUAGCAAACCGCCUUGGAGCGGGAGGGGC